CCGGGGGCGGCGGCGGCGGCGGCGCGGAUGCCCGGCCCGCUCCAUCCAGGAGGCGGCAGGGACUUUAGCCGGGGGGUCUCACAGCUCACCCGCGGGCUGGGAGGAGCUGAGAGCGGCAGAACAGCCCCUGAAGCACGACCCAACCCCGUCCACCGUGUAUGAGGCUGGGACGCAGUACGCAGGACCCGCGUCCGCAGAGUCACUCCUUCCGAUGUCCCGGCAUGAGACUUCUCCGACAACGGUGCAACCCGCCAGCAACCACCGCCCCAACGCCUGCUGCUUCUGCUGGUGCUGCUGCUGCAGCUGCUCGUGGAACGAGGACCGAGAGCGAGCAUGGAGGGCAUCCCGGGAGACCAAACUGGAGACCAUCCCAAACUGUGAAGCGUGUGCCAAACCCACGCCGGAGGAGGUGCAGGGCUGGGCACAGUCCUUCGACAAGCUGAUGAAGAGCCCGGCGGGGCGCAACGUCUUCCGGGAGUUUUUGCGGACUGAGUACAGCGAGGAGAACAUGCUCUUCUGGCUGGCAUGUGAGGAGCUCAAAACCGAGUGCAACAAGCACACCAUCGACGAGAAGGCCAGGAUGAUAUACGAGGACUACAUCUCCAUCCUCUCUCCCAAGGAGGUGAGCCUGGACUCGCGGGUGCGGGAGGUCAUCAACCGGAAGAUGCAGGAGCCGUCCUCGCACACCUUCGACGACGCACAGCUCCAGAUCUACACGCUGAUGCACAGAGACUCCUACCCCCGCUUCCUGAACUCUGCCAUUUACAAAUCGCUGCUCCAGACCGUCUCCCACUCCUCCUCGGAGUCCUAAGGGCACUCGCUAGCUGUGGGGACACCAGUGGGGACAUGGUGGCCAGGGGCGGUCGGCGCCUCCUCCCCUCUGCCGCCCUCCUUGCCAGACCUCACCAAGUUUUUAGCUUUUUACCUAUGAACUGUCACCCCGGUGUCUGGGCCAGGACGCUCCAGGACUGUCCCCAGGACACAGCUUGGGCCAGCUCAUACUACUGAUUCCCUGCCCCAUCCCCAGCACUGGCCAGAGCGAGCUGGGGGAGCACAGGACAGAGCCUGGGGCCUGGCUCCCCCCACACCCUGUUUGGAAGAGGUCACUUUAUCCCAUCUCCACCCCACCUGGGGACACGGCACGUCCCCAUUUGUCACCUGAGACCCAACUGGGGCCUGGGUUGGGGGGUUUUUGAGGUGGGGGGGAAGGUUGAUUGUUGUUGGUUCGGGUUUGUUUCUUUUUUAACUUUAAAUGCUCUUUUGGUUGGCUU
This is a messenger RNA of Hirundo rustica (Barn swallow), 1271 nucleotides long. It is a transcript of the gene RGS19, whose product is annotated as regulator of G protein signaling 19. The transcript is spliced from 6 exons. Bases 212 to 811 code for a protein of 199 amino acids. Lineage: Eukaryota; Metazoa; Chordata; Aves; Passeriformes; Hirundinidae. The record is from RefSeq and is a predicted model, not a curated record.